This is a messenger RNA of Fulmarus glacialis (Northern fulmar), 2033 nucleotides long. It is a transcript of the gene TPO, whose product is annotated as thyroid peroxidase. Gene Ontology annotation, molecular function: calcium ion binding; heme binding; iodide peroxidase activity. The transcript has 9 exons. The record is from RefSeq and is a predicted model, not a curated record. Gene Ontology annotation, cellular component: membrane. The annotation marks the transcript as partial. NCBI's taxonomy places the organism in Eukaryota, Metazoa, Chordata, Aves, Procellariiformes, Procellariidae. Gene Ontology annotation, biological process: thyroid hormone generation; response to oxidative stress.
GGAACAUCCUAGAUGGGGAGCAUCCAACACGGCCUUGGCUAGGUGGCUUCCACCAGCCUACGAAGAUGGACUCAGCCAACCUCGAGGAUGGGAUCCCAGUGUCCGAUACAAUGGAGUCCAGCUUCCCUCGGUUCGUGAAGUGACAAGAAAAAUUAUUCACACAUCUAAUGAGGCUGUUACUGAAGACAACCUGUACUCUGAUAUUAUUGUGGUGUGGGGACAAUACAUAGACCAUGACAUUGCAUUCACACCCCAGAGCACAAGCAGAACCACGUUCCUAACUGGAAUGGAGUGCCAGAUGACAUGCGAAAAACAAAAUCCAUGUUUUCCAAUAAAGGUGACCACCAAUGAUACAUUAACUGCAGGGAUGGAUUGCCUGCCCUUCUACCGCUCAUCCCCUGCGUGCGGCACUGGUGAUCAUGGUGUUCUCUUUGGAAAUCUAUCAGCGCUAAAUCCAAGACAACAGAUCAAUGGCUUAACUUCUUUCCUUGAUGCUUCUACCGUCUAUGGCAGUACGCCUGCUGUUGAAAACAAACUGAGGAAUUUAACAAGCAAAGAAGGCCUUCUUAGAGUAAACGUUAAAUAUUAUGACAACCAUCGGGAAUACCUACCUUUUACAGACCAGAUCCCAUCACCUUGUGCACAGGACUUCAAUGCGAGUGAAGGUGAGAGGAUUGAAUGCUUUAUGGCCGGGGACAGCCGAUCCAGCGAGGUCAUAUCUCUGGCAGCUAUGCAUACUUUGUGGCUGAGAGAGCACAACCGCCUGGCCAGAGCCCUCAAAAACAUCAAUGGCCACUGGACCGCUGAGACAGUCUACCAAGAAGCACGAAAAAUUGUUGGUGCUCUGCAUCAGAUUAUUACUUUGAGAGAUUACAUUCCCAAAAUCAUUGGUCCAGAUGCUUUUAAUCUGUAUAUUGGCCUUUAUACAGGUUAUGAUCCCACAAUGAAUCCUACGGUUUCUAAUGUAUUUUCAACAGCUGCUUUUCGUUUUGGUCAUGCAACAAUCCAACCAAUAGUAAGGCGACUGAAUGCACAGUAUUCAGAUGACCCAGAACUCCCAAAUCUUCAUUUGCAUGAAGUUUUCUUUAGUCCCUGGAGGCUCAUUAAAGAAGGAGGCUUGGAUCCUUUACUAAGGGGUCUUCUAGCACAUUCAGCAAAACUGCAGGUGCAAGAUCAACUACUGAAUGAGGAAUUAACAGAAAAACUGUUUGUGUUGUCCAAUAAUGGUUCACUUGAUUUAGCAUCGUUAAAUUUACAGCGUGGCCGUGAUCACGGACUCCCAGGUUAUAAUGACUGGAGAGAAUUCUGUGGCUUACCAAAACUGGAAACUCAGACUGACCUGAAUACAGUAAUAACCAAUCACAAUGUCACUGAAAAAAUCAUGGAAUUCUACCAUAAUCCUAGCAAUAUUGAUGUUUGGCUUGGUGGUCUGGUAGAAGACUUUCUUCCAGGUGCUAGAACUGGUCCCCUGUUUGCAUGUAUAAUUGGAAAGCAAAUGAAAGCAUUAAGGGAUGGUGACCGAUUUUGGUGGGAAAAUGAUAAUGUUUUCACAGAAGCUCAAAAGCAUGAACUCAAAAAACACUCAUUGUCCCGCGUGAUUUGUGACAAUACAGGGAUUUCUGAAGUGCCAGCAAAUGCCUUUCAACUUGGAAAGUUUCCACAGGAUUUUAAGCAUUGUGACAAUAUACCUGGAAUGAAUUUAGAAGCUUGGCAAGAAUUCUAUCAGGAAGAGGAAAUAUGUGGAACACCAAAGAGUGUGGAAAAUGGUGAUUUUGUAUACUGUUCAGAAUUUGGAAAAUCUACGGUGACUUAUUCAUGUCAAUAUGGAUUUCAGUUACAAGGAGAAGAGCAAUUAACCUGCACAAGUGAAGGAUGGAACUUUGAGGCUCCCGUUUGUAUAGACAUCAAUGAAUGUGAAAAUGAAAUUAAUCCACCAUGCUCUCCUUCUGCUAAAUGCAUUAACACUAAAGGCAGCUAUAAAUGUCUCUGUACUGAUCCUUACAAGCUGGCAGAAGAUGGAAGAACAUGCAUUG